This is a messenger RNA of Corylus avellana, 3270 nucleotides long. NCBI's taxonomy places the organism in Eukaryota, Viridiplantae, Streptophyta, Magnoliopsida, Fagales, Betulaceae. The record is from RefSeq and is a predicted model, not a curated record.
AUGGCCGAACCAGCUCUGUUCCACACUGCUGCAAGUAUCAUUAGGAGUUUGGGAUCUCUUGCUCUUCAAGAGAUUGGACUUCUAUGGAGUUUCAAAGAUGAGCUUCAAAAGCUCGAAGACACCGUUUCCACUAUCCAAGCUGUGCUUUUGGAUGCAGAGGAGAAGCAGGCCCAGAACCUUGCGGUCAAAGAUUGGCUUUGGAAGCUGAAGGAUGCCAUGUACGACGCCGACGACUUGUUGGAUGACUUCUCAACUCAACUUCUACAAAGACAAGUGAUGACACGGGACAAGAAGAUGGCAAAAGAGGUACGCAUCUUCUUUUCCAAAUCGAACCAGCUUUUAUAUGGCUUUAAAAUGGGUCAUAGGAUCAAGGCAGUUAGGGCGAGAUUGGAUGAAAUUGCAACUGAUAGGAUUAAAUUUGACUUCAAUGAGCACACCACAGCGACACAGUUUGAGCAUAUGAAAAGACAAGAUACACACUCAUUUGUACAUGGGGAAGAUGUCAUUGGGAGAGAGGAUGAUAAGGAGUCUGUUAAAAAUCUGUUAUUCGAUCCCAAUAUGAAUGAGAAGAAUGUUUCCAUAAUUCCCAUAGUUGGGAUUGGUGGACAAGGAAGGACCACGCUUGCGCAGUAUGUGUACAACGACGAGGAGGUUCAAAGACAUUUUGACCUGAGUAUGUGGGCAUGUGUCUCUGAUCCUUUUGACGUGAAAACUAUCGUUGUAAAGCUCAUAGAAUCUGUGACUAAGGAGAGACCUAAAAGCCUUGAGAUGGAUCCAUUGCAAAGUGAGCUUCGAGCAAAAAUUGAUGGGAAGCGAUAUUUACUUGUUUUAGACGAUGUGUGGAAUGAGAAUCGUGGUACAUGGUCCAACUUGGAAAAGUUGUUAGGGGGUGGCCUGAGAGGAAGCAAAGUUUUGAUUACUACACGUAACGAAAAGGUUGCAGAGAUUACAGGUACAGUUUCACCAUAUCCUUCGAGAGGUUUAUCUAAAAACAAUUCUUGGAAUUUAUUUAAGAAAAUAGCAUUUAAAGACGGGGAAGAGCCAAAUAAUCCAAAGCUAGUAGAAAUUGGAAGGGAGAUCAUACAAAAGUGUGCACAAGUUCCUCUUGCUAUAAGGAGCAUUGGGAGUCUAUUAUAUUGCAAAAAUUCAGAAGAUGAUUGGUUGUACUUCAAAAACCCUGAACUUUACAAAAUAACUCAACAAGAAAAUGAUAUUUUUCCAAUACUUAAGUUGAGUUAUGAUCAUCUCUCAUCACACUUGAACCAAUGUUUUGCCUUUUGUUCGUUGUUUCCAAAAGAUUAUGAAAUUGAAAUGGAGGUGUUGAUUCAGUUAUGGAUAGCUCAAGGCUUUCUUCAUUCAUCGUAUGCAAAUAGACAUCUUGAAGAUAUUGGUCGCGAAUAUUUUAUGGAUUUGCUUUGGAGGUCGUUUUUCCAAGACGUACAAAGAGAUAUAGUUGGUGAAAUAGAAAAGUGCAAAAUGCAUGACCUUAUUCACGAUCUUGCACAGUCAGUAGCAGGAUUUGACGAUGCGUUUAACUUGAACAACGCGGUACUUCAAUUGAAUAAGCCAGUCUCUAAUACACUUAUUUCAAGUUUUAAAUGCUUGUGUGCUUUGAAUUUGAGUCGGUCGAGUAUUCAAAAAGUGCCGAAUUCCAUUGGCAAGUUAGAGCAUUUAAGAUUUCUAGAUCUGUCUAGGAAUGCAGAUAUCAAACUACUCCCUGGUUCUAUAACUAAAUUGCAGAAUUUGCAAACACUAAUACUUUACUAUUGUAGUGGGCUCAAAGAAUUGCCAAAAGACACUAUAAACUUAAUCACCCUUAGGCAUCUUGGGCUAAAUGGGUGUAAUAGCUUGACAGAUAUGCCUCAUGGACUGGGAAAGUUGACCGCUCUCCAAGCACUGUCGCUAUAUAUUUUAGGAAAGAAAAAAAGUUCUCUCUCCAAGCACAAGGGUGGGCUAGGGGAUCUAGAUGGUUUAGAUGAGUUGAGAGGAGACUUAUGGAUCAAGGGUUUAGAGCAAUCAAGAUCUUCUCCAUCAGAAGCAAGGGCUGCAAACUUGGAGAGGAAGCAACACCUUCGACAUCUGAUAUUAGGGUGGGACCUAAAACCUAGUGAUGAAAGUGAUAAGGCAAUUGCAAAUGAUGAACAACUGUUGCAAAACCUUCGGCCACACCUAAAUUUAAAAAUAUUAGUUAUAAUUGGGUAUGCAGGUGUGACGUUAUGUAGUUGGGUGUCCUUGCUCUCAAAUUUGACUUGUAUUCGAAUAGCAAAUUGUAAGUGGCUUCAACAUAUCCCACCAAUGGACCGAUUCUCUUUUCUGAAGCGUCUUUAUCUUGAAAACUUAAGUGAGCUUGAGUACAUAAGCAAUGAUGGUAGUGACGUGUCCUCUUUUCCCCUCAAAAUUCUCUCACUUAUUAAUUUGCCAAAGUUGAGGGGAUGGCGAAAGACGAGGGAAACAGAUCAUCUUCCAUUAUUCCCUCCAUUUCCUUCCCUUUCUCAUUUAUUUAUCAGUAAUUGCCCUAUGAUGUCCCUAACAACAUCCUCCUCUUCCUCUCCCCUUUCCGAUCUCUCCAAAUUGAAGUAUCUUUAUCUUGAGGAAUUAGAGGAACUUGAAUAUCUGCCACUAGAGUGGCUGCAAAACCUCACUUCUCUUGAGACCCUGGGUUUUUGGAAUUGUUGUAAAAUGAGAAUAUCCAUGUCUCCACUCUUUCAACAUCUCACCUCACUUGAAAAUCUGUGUAUUUGUUGCUGCAAAGAACUUAUCAGCAAUGAGAAUGAAGAUGGCACACAUUGCCUUGGACCUACAACAUUUGGUCAUCUAGCUAUCAUAGGCGUUCCAAAUUUGGUUUCUCUCCCAAGAGAGCUUAGAGAUGUUACCACUCUGCAAGGGAUUCAAAUUAUGGAUUGCCCUAGUUUGGUGUCUUUACCGGAGUGGAUAGGCGAUCUCACUUCACUUCAGGAGCUUGGAGUCGUAAAUUGUCCGAAUUUAAUGUCACUGCCCGAAGGUAUGCGCCGCCUCACCUCUUUACGUCGUUUGACAAUUGCGGAGUGUCCUUGCUUGGAGGAAAGAUGUGAACAAGGAACGGGAGAGGAUUGGCCAAAGAUUGCUCAUGUCCCAAACUUUCAAAAUGGCGGCGAUGGUUAUCGUAAAGAAUGGGGAGCAAGCCUAAUUCGCCAAACUUUUGAGGAAGAAUUAAAGGCUUUUGGAACAAAGUAUGGUUAUAUAGACGCUUCUUCAGACCUUGCCGACAAUCAGAUUUGUGCAAAGCUCUAA